This is a messenger RNA of Spinacia oleracea (spinach), 447 nucleotides long. RefSeq lists its product as uncharacterized. The transcript is spliced from 4 exons. The coding region runs from base 1 to 429 and encodes 142 amino acids. NCBI's taxonomy places the organism in Eukaryota, Viridiplantae, Streptophyta, Magnoliopsida, Caryophyllales, Amaranthaceae. The record is from RefSeq and is a predicted model, not a curated record.
AUGGUGGAUUCUUCGGACUUCCUACCACCUGCACUACCAAAUCACCGGAAGAAGAGACUUAUAUUUCUGGUGGACAAAAGAGAGAAGAAGAAAGGAAUAGAAGUGGACAAAGAAACUAAGGAUUAUGCUAAAAUUAUUCCAAAAAUAAAACCUAAGUCUAGUAGUCUUUGGAUUACGUGUAAAGCUUUUGUUAAUACUUUUUCAGGUGGAAGUAGAGGCACUAGUGAUCCAAGGUCCCAAGCUAUCAACAGUAUUGAGCCAAGUGAAGAAGCUAGAAGCAUCAGUGCUAGUUUUAGGCCAAAAGAAACCCUCCCCAAUAAUGACAUGUUUAUUUGGAAUGAGCAACUCAGAGGAUUUUGUGGAGCAGUGCAUAAACAAUGCAGAGUGCUUGACAAUUGGAGUGAGAAAACAAAGCAAGAAGAAGAAUGAUCCCUCUUACCAAUUCUG